AUUGAACAGCUAGGUAGAUGAAUAGUUAGUUUCUUGCAUGUUCAUGAGUACCCUGUUAUUUUUGCUUAGUUAGCUCUCUCUCAUAUUGGCAUGUGUUCAUGAGCACCAUGUUAUUUAUGGACAAAAUAAGAACCAUAUGCAAGUUUCCUCUAUUGUUUAUGCCGGUUCAGAAUCAAAACUAGCAUUGCACUUCAUUGAGAGCCAACCUAUAGUUUUUUUUUUUGAAAUAAAGGGAGAGCCAACCUAUAGUUAUGCAUAACCUGAGUGAAAGACUAAGUCAAACAGAGGAACUUAAGAUCGAGCUCACCAUAGAAUUAGUCAUGGGUUGGUGGUGUGGCUGAAGUGAGUUCGUUUGCAAUUAGUUAAUUCAAAAUCUCCACCCAAUAAAUGAAUACUAAACAAUAUUCUCACUGGAAUUUAGCCAUUUCCUUUACAUCUCUGAGUCACCAAACCAGUAUUUUUCGUACCAAAAAGUCUAGCUUCUAAUCAACUGGUCAAUUAGAGAAAAAGGAAACUUCGGAAAAGGAUCUAUGAGGCCUUGAUAAAAUAUAGAAAUUUGGACAGCCGCCGGUAGGCCUCAACUUUUUUCUGUCUAUUAAGAGUCUUAUCCACCAGCAAACAGUGUGCUGCUGCUGCAUAACCAUUUUCCAUGGCAAAGAAACCGGUGAAAUACUCUGUGGUGGAUGCUUUCACCGACUCAGCUUUCAAGGGGAAUCCAGCAGCAGUUUGCUUGCUAGAGGAAGACAGAGAUGAUCAAUGGAUGCAAGCUCUGGCCGCGGAGUUCAAUCUCUCUGAGACAUGUUACUUGACUCGCCUCAAUGGCUCGGGCCACUCGCCUUCUUUGACUUCCAGACCAAGGUUCAAACUCAGAUGGUUUACUCCUGUUGCAGAGGUUGAGCUUUGUGGUCAUGCAACAUUAGCGGCUGCUUAUACCCUGUUUAUGUCUGGUUUGAUUGAUUCCGACGUUAUAGAGUUUUCGACCUUGUCUGGAAUUCUAACAGCUAAAAAGGUUGUAGAUCAUGUUAAGGCAGCCAACGGUUCACAUUUAAAAAAUGGUGAAGCACAAGAUAACUAUUUUAUUGAACUGAAUUCUCCUUCUGACCCAUCUUCUGAAUUCAAUUCUGCCGAGGUUUCGUUUAUUUCCAAUGCCUUGGGGGGUGCUCCUGUUGUUGAAAUAAUGAGGACAGUUGCAGAUAAUCUCCUUGUGGUGCUUCCAUCUGGAAAGACUGUUGCAGAUUUGUUGCCACAGUUUGAUGCAAUCGAAAAAUGUCCAGGUACUGGAGUGACUGUAACAGGAGUUGCUCCGCCAGAGUCUGGAUUUGAUUUUAUCAGUAGAUUCUUCUGCCCGAAAUUCGGGAUCAGUGAGGAUGCUGUUACUGGGAGUGCACAUUGUGGCUUAGCACCAUACUGGUGCAAGAAACUGGGAAAGUGUGAUGUUGUUGCAUAUCAGGCAUCACCUAGAGGGGGAACACUAUACAUUCAUCUGGAUGAGAAAAAUCAAAGGGUGCUACUCCGAGGGAAGGCGGUUACUGUGAUGGAAGGAACUGUUCUAGUUUGACCUCGUCUUUAAUUUUCCACUAUGCAAGUGAAAAACAUUUGAAAGAGAUAAAUCUAAUUGGUGGAAAGAUCCCCUUACAUUGAACAGAAAUUUACACCUUUCAUCAUAA
Messenger RNA from Rosa rugosa (rugosa rose), 1667 nucleotides. RefSeq lists its product as uncharacterized. The coding region runs from base 650 to 1558 and encodes 302 amino acids. Gene Ontology annotation, molecular function: isomerase activity. The record is from RefSeq and is a predicted model, not a curated record. The transcript is spliced from 6 exons. Lineage: Eukaryota; Viridiplantae; Streptophyta; Magnoliopsida; Rosales; Rosaceae. Gene Ontology annotation, biological process: biosynthetic process. Gene Ontology annotation, cellular component: cytoplasm.